Molecule: messenger RNA, 1019 nt
Organism: Photinus pyralis (common eastern firefly)
Lineage: Eukaryota; Metazoa; Arthropoda; Insecta; Coleoptera; Lampyridae
Gene: Coa7
Product: cytochrome c oxidase assembly factor 7 homolog
Exons: 4
Coding region: 208-948 (246 amino acids)
Cellular component (GO): mitochondrial intermembrane space
Molecular function (GO): protein binding
Source: RefSeq, a predicted model, not a curated record
AACUACCACUCCAAAUAAAUAAAUCUAAUACAAAAUAAUUAAUAAGUAAUAAAAUACUACACCGGAAAGAGAACUAUUUAUUGAAGAUUUUUCCAAAAAAUUAUUAAAAACUAAAUUCGCCCUUUUGGAUUAUAAAAUCAAGUGGUUAUGCCGGCCGGAACCGUAGACACCUCUUACAUAACCCUAGAUUUUUAAAAAACCGCAGCUAUGGCAAUAAAUUUCAAAGACGAGGCCGAAGUGAAGAAGUUUAUAACAAAUUUAGGCAUCGAAUAUCGUUUCGGAUGCUACAGCGAGAAAAGGUCCGAAGUCUGCCAUUUGCUAGGCGAUUACCUGGAGGCGAUCGACAAAGACUACAAGAAAGCUUCGAAAGUGUACAAGACCAACUGCGACGAGUACAAGUACCCGAGAAGCUGCUACAAGUACGCCACAUACUCCCUGCUCGGUAAGGGCUGCAAGCAGAACUACCACGACGCGUACCGAUACUUCGAGCAGGGUUGUAAUUUGGAUCAUCCCGAGUCGUGCCUGCAUCAGGGUCUGUUGAAGGUGACGAAGCACGAUUCGUCCGACAUACCGAUUGACAUUUUAAAGGGGAUGCAGCUGCUGGAGAAAGCGUGCGCGGCGAAGAACGCGAACGCAUGCUACUACCUUUCCGGCAUGUACAUAUCGGGCGUACGUAAACCGGACGUCAAGGUGAAACACCACGAGAAAGUCGGCGACGACGCCUACGAGGUGAAGAAGAACAUGGAGGAGGCGUUCAAGUACGCGGAGCACGGCUGUAACUUGGGCCACAUUUACAGCUGCUCGAAUCUGAGCCAAAUGUACAGCAAAGGCGACGGGGUGGUCAAGGACGUCGCGCUUGCCGAGAAGUACCGGAAGAUCGCCUUGGAGAUGCAGGCGGAGAUUCAGUCGACGAAAACGCUAGAAUUCGGACAGGGGAUUAAAAAUUAGGGCGUCUUUUCGUUUUAUUUAUUAAUAUAGACUUCGAUUAUAUACAAAAUAAAAAUGUACAUUUCUAUUCA